CUCCUCAGCCGGGGGCUCUAGGCACACCAGACGCUGCUGCGCAACCGCUGGGUUGCAGGGCCAUGGGUCUCAGUCCUGCCUCAACCCACCGCGAGCCCGUCCCAUCUGCCGCUUGACUGGAGGCCCAGGUGGUCAUCAUGGGCCAGUGCUACUACAAUGAGACCAUCGGCUUUUUCUACAAUAACAGCGGCAAGGAACUCAGCCUUCACUGGCGCCCCAAGGACGUGCUGGUGGUGGCCCUGGGGCUGACAGUCAGUGUGCUGGUAUUGUUCACCAAUCUGCUGGUUAUUGCAGCCAUCGCCUCCAACCGACGCUUCCACCAGCCCAUAUACUACCUGCUUGGCAACCUGGCUGCUGCUGACCUCUUCGCUGGCAUGGCCUACCUCUUCCUCAUGUUCCAUACUGGCCCACGUACCGCCAGGCUCUCCAUCAAAGGCUGGUUCCUGCGACAGGGCCUGCUGGACACCAGCCUCACGGCAUCAGUGGCCACGCUGCUGGCCAUCGCGGUGGAGCGGCACCGCAGUGUGAUGGCGGUGCAGCUGCACAGCCGCUUGCCCCGGGGCCGUGUGGUCACACUCAUCGUGGGUGUGUGGGUGGCUGCACUGGGUCUGGGGUUGCUGCCUGCACACUUCUGGCACUGCCUCUGUGACUUGAACAGUUGCUCACGAAUGGUGCCCCUGUUCAGCCGCUCUUACUUGGCUGUGUGGGCCCUGUCCAGCCUGCUUGUCUUCCUGCUCAUGGUAGCCGUCUACACACGCAUUUUCUUCUACGUGCGUAGACGGGUGGAGCGCAUGGCGGAGCAUGUCAGCUGCCAUCCCCGCUACCGAGAGACAACACUCAGCCUAGUCAAGACAGUUGUCAUCAUUCUGGGGGCAUUUGUGGUGUGCUGGACCCCGGGCCAGGUGGUGCUGCUCCUGGACGGUCUGGACUGUAAGUCCUGCAACGUUCUGGCUGUGGAGAAGUACUUCCUGCUCCUGGCAGAGGCCAACUCGCUGGUCAACGCGGUGGUCUACUCCUGCCGAGAUGCUGAGAUGCGCCGUACCUUCCGCCGCCUUCUCUGCUGCAUGUGUCUCCGCUGGUCCAACCAGAAGUCUGCCCGUUACUCGUCUUCUGCCCGGACGGGUGCCAGCACCAGAAUCAUGCUUCCUGAGAAUGGCCACCCACUGACGGACUCCACCCUUUAGCACCUUGGACCUUGGACAGGAGCUUCAGCUGCAGCCCAUGGCCACUUGCAGAGCCUGUGACUCAAGCCAGCCCAGCAGAUGCAUGGCUCUUCAACACUCCCUGCCCCAGGGACAGGGAGUCUGCCUGCCCCAGGACACAGGGACUUGGGGACAUCUCCAUGCACCUGGGGAGCAUCCAACUGGGACUUGGCAAUCUGGCUCUCAAUCAUCUCAGGUUUUAGGUUUUUUAACAGACAUUUUCAUAUUUUUACUGUAUAUCUCUGGUAUGUCUGUGGACUGCUGCUUCCUACAGGGUGCUGUAGCUGUUGGGAUAGAAAAGGUGAGAGUUGCCCCAAGCUAUAUCACCUAGGGUUACAGGGUAGACCAGAAGGGUACUGUCUUCCUGAGGCUACUUUUGGUUGUUUUGUUAUGCUUUUGAGACAGGAUCUCUUGUAGCCUCGCUGGCCUUGAGUUCACUGUGUA
This is a messenger RNA of Arvicanthis niloticus (Nile rat), 1646 nucleotides long. RefSeq names its product lysophosphatidic acid receptor 2 (gene Lpar2). The record is from RefSeq and is a predicted model, not a curated record. Gene Ontology annotation, biological process: G protein-coupled receptor signaling pathway. Gene Ontology annotation, molecular function: lysophosphatidic acid receptor activity. NCBI's taxonomy places the organism in Eukaryota, Metazoa, Chordata, Mammalia, Rodentia, Muridae. Gene Ontology annotation, cellular component: membrane.